Fonsecaea multimorphosa CBS 102226 is the source of this 7668-nucleotide messenger RNA. RefSeq lists its product as uncharacterized. The transcript has 2 exons. Bases 1 to 7668 code for a protein of 2555 amino acids. Gene Ontology annotation, molecular function: protein binding. Lineage: Eukaryota; Fungi; Ascomycota; Eurotiomycetes; Chaetothyriales; Herpotrichiellaceae. The record is from RefSeq and is a predicted model, not a curated record.
AUGGGCCUCACCGUUAACACUCACACUCGUUCGCGGGCCGUUUCCACCGCGGACAUUCUGCGUCCGGAAGACAAGGACAUUGCGCAACUCGUCAAGAGCCUGGAAGCUCUCGAUUACAGCUCCUACAAUGCUCUGCAAAACAGUCUUGAUCAGGCAACCUGCCUGCAACAAUUGCGGCACUUCCUGAAAGAUGAUAGUGAUGUCCACGGGGCACACAGUGGUUUUCGACGAGCCGGUGGCUUCCAAGCGUUACUCCGUCUGCUUCGCUCGCUCGUUGACAAGUACUCUGUGCCGACCGAUCCUCCUGCUACCACCAAGUCAUUCCUCCAGUUUCUUUCACAAUGGUUCGGCGUGCUCGGUGCGGCCUUGGAAGGGCACGAGGGAAACCAAAGGUACUUCAGAACAAAAGUGGACAGUGGUGGUUGGGACUCUCUGCAAUGCACCUUGGAACAGUUUUUCACCAUCUUAUAUUGUCAGACAGGUGACGACCUUCACUUAGAACAUUUCUUUGGGAUCCUCUUUGCGACGGCUACUGGCGUGGAAAUAAUAGAGGACAUAUACACUGCUCUGGAUCGGUCCACAACCUUACAAGACGGCGGGCUCUUCUCAGAAGAAACGAUCACUUCCGCACGUGCAGGCCUUGUUAAAUCAUUGGCAAAUGUUGGUGAGUUGGCAGUACCGGAGCUGCUAACUGAGAUGCUUGGGCUAUGGACAACGGGUAUCAAGGCUGAGAAGAUUCCGCAACGGCUUCUGAGAGUUGCACUGCCACUCAGCUUCAAGGAGAUACUGUCGACAUCACGGCAGAAUGUUGUCUCCGCACACACAGCCGGCACUUUCACUGCCGUGCUCAAGCUGAUCUUUGAAGAGCAACUUUCUUCGAUUGAAAGGGUUCUGAUGAAGGAAGUGGCUAUACUUUUGUGCCAAGAGGGCGUAUCCAACCUGGACGAUGCCCAUUUUUUGUUCAAACAGGCCAGUACGUCUUUUGAUGCAGCUUCAUUCCUGCAUGAUGCGAUCAUUGUUUCGCGACAGCCACCGAGUCUGCAAUUUGACUUGUCCCAGCAUGGCUAUGCAUCCACAGAACUAGCUACUCUUGGUAGACCCUUCCCGCCUCUCGACAAUGCUGGAUAUACUCUGAGCCUCUGGGCACGGUUCGAUACUUUCGACACUCAAGCCCACACCACACUCUUUGGCGCUUUCGACAGGACUCAAAGUUGUUUCGUUCUAGCCUACCUCGAGAAAGACACUCAUCACCUUAUCUUACAGACCGCGAUCCAAGGCAACAAGCCCAGUGUCAGAUUCAAGUCAGUUGCUUUUCAGCCAGAUCAAUGGUAUCACAUCUGUGUGGUGCACAGGCGACCACGCACGACAUCUUCUUCCAAGGCUUUGCUGUUUGUAGAUGGGGACUUCGUUGAGCAGCAAAAGGCAAAUUAUCCUUCUGCACCUCCAAAUGAUCGAGGCCAAAACAACGUCAAGGUCCAAGCGUUCUUCGGUACACCCCAAGAUUUAUCCCCGACUUCUGCCGGAGUAGCUUGUCUGUCAAAGUGGUCACUUGGUUCUGCAAUUCUGUUUCAAGACGCCAUGAGCGAUGACUUGAUCGCCGUCUUCUACUAUCUCGGUCCAAAAUAUCAUGGUAAUUUCCAGGAUUGCCUUGGUUCUUUCCAGACCUAUGAAGCCUCGGCAGCGCUGAAUUUGCGAAACGAGAUGUUACAUCCCGGAAAGGAGGAACAGUCAGAACUCAUUAUGGCGAUCCGACAGAAGGCAAGCAGUCUUAUCCGCGAAGACAAAAUAUUGAUCAAUGUUUCCCCUGCGACAAUCCUUGAUAAUGAUGAUCGAAACAACAUUGAUGAGACUCAACUGGUCAAGUCACUGUCAAAACUGGCAGCCAAAAAUCUGGUGGCCUACACGCGCUCCGGCACAAGUGCUGUGGCGAUCAACGGCGCAGUGCCUUCAAUCAAUGAUGCUUUGACACAAGCUAGAGGCGUUUUCCUGCUCAUGGGUGAUCCUACGGUGACCGUUCCGCAAUCACUAGACGAUGCCAGCUGGCGUUUGGGUGGUUGUGGCGCGGUCGGACUAGGACUCGUUCAACGCGCACGGACGACAGAAGACGUUGCUCUCGCGGUAGACAUCCUCCUGGAAACCGUCCGACAUAGUUGGAGAAACAGCGAAGUCAUGGAGAGAGAUGGUGGUUACGCAAUUCUAGCGAUGCUCUUGAAGGAAAAGCUCAGCCUCCCCUCCCAGAACAACGGCGAAGCUGCCAAAGUCGCUUGGGCAAUUCCAACAUCAAGACUUGAUAGGACCGGGUUGAGCAUGAGGGUGUUGGCCGCCAUCCUUUCUUUCACCGGCUAUAAUUCCGAGGACUUGACAAAAUCUGUCAUCAACAAUCCUUUGGCCUACAAAGUCUUAGUAGCAGACACCAGCCUCUGGAGAUGUGGACCACUUCCUGUGCAACAACUAUACUUUGACCAAUUCGUGGUGUUGGGGGAACAAAGUGAAUACAAACGCUUCAACUUGAAGAGACUAACCAGAAUGAGAGUGCUUAAACGACUGAUGGAGGCUCUGAAAUCGGAGCCCGUGAUGCGGCCCAUCAUGCCACAGUAUAUGGCCGCAAUCAAAGUCCUGUUACCUCAAACUUUAUCCGCGGAAACUUUACGUUCACUCGCCCUGUUCAUAACAUUCUCCGUCAACAAACGAAAUUUGGGGUUGCCAGCGCGGAAAACCAUCCGCAGGGAAGCACGACAAAGAAGUUCGUCAGCUGGAUCAUCUCAUGGUCCCAAGGACGAAGCCACGGCGACUUUGUCACAUUUCGAGAUCGGAAUGGAGGUUCUCCGCCUCUAUUCGGAGAUGUUGUGCCGCAAAGAUGACGAUACCCUGAUCAAGAAAUUUGCUAAAACAGUGACAAACAAGUGGCUUCUGUAUCUGCUGUCCGAGACGUCACCAGAAGUUGUGGUACUGUCGAUGAGGAUUUUGGCGAGAUUGCUCGUCGUACACGGCGACGCCUAUGUCAAGAAAUUCAAGGACACGUCCAAGACCUCUGGCUUUACCAUCAUGACGCAUCGUCUGAAGAGAUGGUGGCAUCUUCCAGCAUUAUGGCCUGCUUUGUUUGCCGUGUUGUUUGAUCUUGAUGUUGCAAAUCUGGAUCUGGACAGAAACUUCGACCUGUACGGAUUCAUCGACCUCUUUGCCAAUAAAAAGGAGCUCUCAGUUUUCUAUCCAGAAAUCCUCGAAGUCAUUACAGGCAUGUUGCAAAGCGGUCUGAAAACAAUUGUGUCAUCAAAAAGGCAUCAAGCUGCUUCGUUCCUGGCUCCGCCACUGGAAGAGCUGAGUGGACCUCCUGAACGACUUUCCAUGUCAACAAUGGCACCACCGAAUCCGCUGCUCACUAUUGUCACAAGCCAACACAUCGAAACAUUCAACACUGUCGUCAAAUUUCUUGCAGACCUCCACACUAGGUCGCAGAAGUUCCGAGACUUUGCAGCCACGUCUUCGUAUAUUCAGGAUCUCCUUGCCGUCCUCUUCCCUGUUGUGGUCGGCUCUGACGUGGUUGAAGCAAAGACGGAGUUGGAUGCCCGGGAUUCAACGCUGACAUUCGACGGCGGAGACGUCGUUAUUCAUCCACUCUCGACCACUCCUCCCGUCAUCCGGACUAUAGAUGCAGAAAACUCAUCUACGGCGACCAGAGGUAAGACUCUUCGGAGAGGCUCGUCUUUUGUCCUCGUCACGAAGGACCAUGCCCGCCAGAAUAGUUCGGUCACCACUACAGCAAUUUCAGCUUCGAGCGGCUCGAACCUUGCUAUAGGAAAGGUGCCUGAACUUCACGAUGGUCAUUCUAUCGUUCAGGGUCUGCUCGAGAUAGUCAUAUCUGUUUUCAUGGAUCAGAUUCUCGUUCGGAAAGAAUUUCCAGGACUCGGCCUUUUCCUGAAGACGCCACCUGGCUUCAUCGAACACCAAUCUUACUUCGAAACGUGGAUCUUGAGGAAUACCGUCUCGCAGCUCGCGAACCAUAUAGCUCUAAAUCAAACAAUCCUGACGGAGCCAAGGGUUUUGAUCAACCUAGCCCGCCUCUUCGGACAUCUUGAAGAAGCUCUUUUCGAAGGAUGGUUCAUUGGCGGUGCCGAUCCGGUACUCGACUUAUCAGGAUCUAUACUAGAAUAUCUUCAACGUCCUGAUAUUGCAAAACUGAAGAGCGUGCGGCUGUGUGCGCAAACAGUUGCCAUCAUCCGCGCUGUUGUUUUCCGGACAGUCCUCCUUAGUCUCUCAUCAAUCCACGACAGCGAUUCGUUACCCUUUUUGGAAAAGUUGACAUACUGGCAGACGGUCCUGCUCUCAGGCGAAGACACUCAAUCAGCCAAUCUGCAGCUUAUUUGUUACCUUCUGUAUGCCAACCUCAUCUCCUCCACCGACGCUGUACGGCAAGCGGCGGCCAAUUUAUGGAGGAUAAUAUUAGUUCAGAAGCCCGACGAAGCAGCGGCAAUUUUCGGGCAAACAGACACGACGGAGCAGCAAGGCUUGGCUGGCGGCUUUUCGAAGCUGGUCGAACUUGACAAUGAGACUUUCCUUUACUGGGUCGACGAGCACCGCAGUGAGCUGGAUUCUUUGUUUUUUGAUACCCUUUCAAAGCAGUGGAAUACGUUCGUCACCUCAGAAAACAAGAGAACGGAGGAAAAUGGCCGGAUGAGGAUAGCGCGCCGGCGAGAGAAGGUCAAGCAAUGGGCACGAGAAGAGGCCGACCGUGAUGAUUUGAUUCGUCGCCAUGAAAUUGCUUUCGAAAAUUGGACUUCCAAUAUCUAUUCCUCCGAAUACCUCAAGCACCAGAGACUGCUCCAAGACCAGCAGGAUGACCUGGUGUACACCGAAGCCAGCUUCAAUCGGAUGCAAAGGGAUACCAGUAAACCCGCCGGGCUGUUUGCUACCAAUAAACCCAGAAAAUGGAGAUUGGAUCAAACGGAAGGGCGCAAUCGAAUGCGUAUGCGAUUGCACGAGGACUACACCUAUACAGAAGAUGAUCAGCAACCAAAGAGGAAAGGAUCUGACAUGCCACUGCGGCUUGAUACUAGAAAUACCAAAAUGUCCACGGCAGAAUCGAUAGGCGUUACACCAGGCGGAGCAACGCCAGUCGUCGAUACUCCCAAGCGCGUGAACAGCGGGACUGAGCCAUUCCCUGCGCUUCAAGAAAGCAGUGACCAGACUCUCGAUCAGGCGGCAGAAAAUGACACCCAAAGCGAAGCCAUGGAAGGCGAGGAGAGUUUCGAAUUGGUUGAAGAUCCAAAUGCUGAGAUGGAUGAGUUCGAAGACAAGAAUCGGAAGGUGAUGCGCAGCCUUCACCGCGGAGACCAGGUCAAGCACGUUGCCAACAUUUCGCGCAUUCUGGGACUCGAAGCGGUCGAGGGCCUGCUCAUCUUGGGCAAGGACUAUAUUUAUAUUCUCGACAAUUUCUUUCAACGUUCUGAUGGCGAGAUUGUGAAUGUUUGGCAAGCACCACAGGAAGAGCGAGAUCCUUAUGUACGAAUGAUCUCUGGGCGAGAUGUCACAGAACGCAAAAUCGUCCCCCGGAGUGACGAACAUGGCACUCGAAGCUGGAAGUGGUCUGACAUUAUCAGCGUUUCGAAGCGGCGCUUCCUUUUCCGCGAUGUUGCGAUCGAGAUCUUCUUCGGCGAUGGUAGAAGCUACUUGUUGACUGUGAUCUCGCCUCAGAUCCGGAACGACUUGCACAGUCUCAUCAGCGCCAAAGCUCCUUCACCCAAUGGACUGGGCAAUCAUUCAGAAACGGCCUGGCGCUAUGAGACUUUGAGGAGCGUGGACGACGAACCGCAGACCUUGGGGUCCAAGUUUGCGAAUGUGUUCGGUCAGCAGUCGAGCUCUCUAGCUGCAACUCGCAAAUGGCAAAAGGGGGAAAUGUCGAACUUCCACUAUCUCAUGCUGAUCAACACCAUGGCAGGAAGAACAUACAAUGACUUGACACAGUAUCCCGUAUUCCCGUGGGUUAUCGCAGAUUACACCAGUGAAGAACUGGACCUCACAGAUCCGAGAACGUUUCGCGAUCUUUCCAAACCCAUGGGCUGUCAGACGAUGGAACGCGAGAGAGAGUUCAGAGAACGAUACCAAACAUUCGCGGAAAUGGGCGACAACAACACCCCGGCUUUUCAUUACGGGACGCAUUAUUCCUCAGCAAUGAUUGUGACAUCUUACUUGAUUCGCCUGCAACCCUUCGUCAAGUCAUACCUCCUCUUGCAGGGCGGCACAUUUGAUCACCCCGAUCGCAUGUUCUUCUCGAUAGAAGGGGCUUGGAGGUCAGCGGCCCGAAUGAACAUGACCGACGUCCGCGAAUUGACCCCUGAGUUUUAUUACCUGCCAGAGUUUCUGGUCAACGUCAACGACUUUGACUUCGGCACCAGGCAAACCUCGCAGUCAAUUGGAAAUGUUGAGCUCCCACCGUGGGCAAAGGGAGACCCUCGCAUCUUCAUUGCCAAGCAGCGUGAGGCGCUCGAGAGUCCCCAUGUCAGCCGCAAUCUACAUAAAUGGAUUGACCUGAUAUUUGGUAGUAAACAGAAGGGCGAAGCCGCCGUGGAAGCCGUGAACGUGUUUCAUUACCUCUCAUAUCAAGGUGCGAAGGAUCUGGACGCCAUCAGCGACCCAUUGGAACGGCUUGCUACAAUUGGAAUCAUUCACAAUUUCGGCCAGACACCAUAUCAGGUUUUUGCCAAACCGCAUCCCGCGCGGGAACAGAUCCGGCAUCGCUAUAAGCGGCUUGACACUGCCGCAGAAUCGUUGACUCGCAUUCCUUCGACUCUCCUGGAGACCGGGGAAAGAGUGGCUUCGCUCAGAUACUCCUGGAAGUCUGAUCGGUUGCUGUGCUCGGGGCCCUUCAGACUGAACAUCCCUCCGGAUUACGACAUGUACCUUGAAUGGGGCUUUUCCGACAACAGCGUCCGUUUCUACUCGACGGAAAGCAGGAAGCAGAUCGGACUCUUUGAGCAUUUGCAUAUUGGGCAGUUGUCUUGUGCGCUGUUUGCGGAUUCGAAAACAUUGAUCACUGCUGGAACAGAUUGCACCGUGGCUGUGUGGACAGUCGUCGAGAGCGGGAAGAGUGUGGAACUGCAUCCGCGCGCCACACUUUUCGGCCACCGCAAGCCGGUGAGUUCUUUGGCUAUAUCCAAGUCGUUCAAUGCGUUAUUGUCAGCUUCGACAGAUGGCCAGGUGAUGCUCUGGGAUCUCAACCGCAGCGAGUUCAUCCGCAAGUUGGAUGUGGAGCUGGGCGUGCAAUGUGCGGCCAUCAACGACGUUAGCGGAAAUAUUGUCCUCUGUCACGGGCAUGAGAUCAGCAUGUAUACCCUGAACGGCGAUCUGCUCCUGCGACAGGACUCUGGAGACCGCUCGCAGGAGAGCAUUGUCUCGUGCGCGUGCUACGAGGGAGCGGGCAACGAGUGGCUGGAACGAGACCUGGUCUUCACCGGCCACAAGAGGGGCCAGGUGCGCAUCUGGAGCAAAGUGGUCCGCGACGGGCGGUUUGAGUUGGAGCUCAUUCGGCAGCUCAACCAUGCUGACGGCAGCCGGGAUGAUGGAGCAAAUGUGAAUGCAGGGAUCAGCUGCAUCCUCCCAAUGCCCCAAGUUGUCUACACCGGGGAUGAAGACGGGCGAGUGUAUGAAUGGAACUGUGUGCAGAGGCACUAA